UGCCUUAUUUACAACAGACAAAUACAUGACAUUGACGGCAUCGUUUCAAACAUAAAGUUGUACAUUACAUGCGAUGCAAUGAGAUUUUUUGGUUUAACAGUGCACUUAUUGUUCAUAGAAUGCGCUUGCUGCCUGUGGAGUGUUCCUGAUUCGUUCCUAAAUAAUCAGGGCAUGUCGUCGACCUAUCGUAUCAACACCACAUGGGACGGGCGGCCAGUCAAUCACGACCCCGUCACUAUCACAGUGGGACCCGUUGAUGCUAAUGGUCAGGUCAUCAUACGGGUCACUGGCCCCUAUUUCAAUGACCCCGGCGUGCCUGCUAACAGCACCGUCGGACAACCGUACAUGGGGCUGUGGGACUAUGAGGUUGCCGAAGCUUUCUUUUUGAAUGACAGAAAUCAAUAUCUGGAAGUGGAACUUUCACCCCACGGGUUGCACCUUCUUCUGCUAUUGAAAGGACAGAGGGAUUCGUUUAAAGACCAACUGCCAAUCCAGUACACGUCAAACGUCAUUAACGGUGGAGCCACGUGGGUGGGCGUUGCACAUGUUCCUGCCCAUUAUUUCCCGCCAAAAGUGACCAAGUUUAACGCGUACGCUAUCCACGGGUCGGGGGCAGGACGUACGUACGAGGCCUUGUAUCCUGUGCCGACGGGGAAGUAUACCGAUCCAGACUUCCAUAAACUGGACUACUUCCAACACAUGGACUUCCGCCAUCUGCUUCCGGACAACUGGAGUCCGCACUACACAAGCCCCGAAUGGGACCCAAUCAUCGCAGUCGGCUAGGCAGCUCGCAAGCAGCGCCAACAAUAUUAUUAUUUUAUAUGAGACGCGUUCUGUGAAAACUGGGCUUAAUGCAUAAACGUAGUGUCGUUCCAGAUUAGCAUGUGCAGUCCGCACAUCCUAUUUAGUGGCGACACUUUCCGCUUUUAUAGAAUUCUAGUUUAAAGGAAUUCUCUUCUUACUGAAAAUCCAGUUUAAGCGGAAAGUGUCGUCCCAAAUAAGACCGUGUGGACUGUUUAGGUUAAUCAGGGACGACAUUUUACGCACACGCAUUACGCCCAGAUUUCCGGGAACAAGGCUAAUGUAAUGGGUUUUACAUAACCACAAUUUCACUAGUCUUUAUAGUGGUCUGCAUUUGGAAAUAUAUUUGAUAUACCCAA
Messenger RNA from Dreissena polymorpha, 1160 nucleotides. Its product is annotated as UPF0462 protein C4orf33 homolog. The record is from RefSeq and is a predicted model, not a curated record. NCBI's taxonomy places the organism in Eukaryota, Metazoa, Mollusca, Bivalvia, Myida, Dreissenidae. The transcript has 7 exons. The coding region runs from base 79 to 783 and encodes 234 amino acids.